AUGGCGACAAGCUCUAGAUACGCUCAAGAUCAGCCGCAUGGGUUCUCUAAUAGGAUUGAGAAAGUCGCUGUCACCGGGGCAGGAGGUCGAAUGGGAAGUCUGAUAACCAAGGCGCUCCUUGGAACGAGCAAGCACGCUGUGACCGCCAUCACACGCCCCAACAGCGACACUACCUCUUUUCCCGCGGGCGUGAACAUCAUUCAGGUCGACUACAGUGGCGAUGAUGAUACAGCGCUCGUUUCUGGCCUCCGCGGGCAACAAGCACUGAUCAUAACUGCAGCCGUCACAGCACCUCGAGACAUGAUCCCCAAGCUCAUUAGGGCGGCGGCCAAGGCAGGCGUUAAAUAUGUCCUCCCCAACUGGUACGGCCAAGAUGCCGCCAACCAGUCGCUGUGCGACGACUCGUUGCUCACGCCGAUGCGUGACAGCAUCCUCGCCGAGUUCGCGGCUCUGGAACCGAACUCUACGGCGUACUUCCUGCUGUACUGUAACUUUUGGUACGAGUUCAGUCUCGGCGGUGGACCGGACCGAUUUGGUUUCGACUUCCAGAAGCGGUCCCUCAUCCUCUUCGAUAAAGGAGAUGUGGCCAUCAACGUGACAACAUGGCCUCAGUGCGCCCGUGCCGUGGCAAACCUGCUCAGUCUGAAGGAACUCCCAGACGACGCCACAGACAAAUCACCCACAAUCUCCCAGUUCGCCAACAAGGGAGUCUAUGUCUCCAGUUUUCUUCUGACGCAGAAGGAAAUGUUCGAAAGUGUCAAGCGCGUCACGAACACUUCAGACAAUGACUGGGCCAUCAGUACUGAGUCCUCUGAGCAGCGCUGGCGGGAGAGUCGUGAUGCCGUCCACCAAGGCAACAUUGAACCUUUCGCCAAAUUGCUGUACAGCCGGAACUUCUUCCCUAACGGCGGCGGCGACUAUGAGUCCCAGCUGCAGCUUCAGAAUGACGUGUUGAGCUUGCCAAAAGAGGAUCUUGACGAGGCCACAGCUGAAGCUGUUCGUAUAGGUGUCAGGGGCGAUGUGGUAAAGGCGCAUAAGGCUAGGGUCAAGGAAUGGACUUCUUCUUGA
Messenger RNA from Cryphonectria parasitica EP155, 1068 nucleotides. Its product is annotated as NAD(P)-binding protein. The record is from RefSeq and is a predicted model, not a curated record. The transcript is spliced from 3 exons. NCBI's taxonomy places the organism in Eukaryota, Fungi, Ascomycota, Sordariomycetes, Diaporthales, Cryphonectriaceae. Bases 1 to 1068 code for a protein of 355 amino acids.